AUGGCAGAGAUCCGCGCGAGGGCAAUCACUUACAUUCUGGACGAGGAGGAUGAUGCUUUCAAAAGGAAACGUGCAAAAAUGGAAAAGGAGGGAGAUCAGAGGGAUGCAUCGUCGGAAGGCAAACAAAGUAAAGUAAAAGGAGAAGGUGGUAAGCAGCGAGAUAAGAAGAUAAAGUCAGGAGAGAGGGCUGCGAAGGAACCGUUAUACCCUAGGAAGGAAAGCUUCAAGCGCUGUCGCCCAGAUAUCGUGAUAUCAUCGAUAGAUUUUGAGGGGAUCAAGACACAUAAAGACGAUCCUGUGGUAGUAAUGGUAAGAAUCAACAUCUUUAAUGUGCGAAGAGUUCUUUUGGACCAGGAAAGUUCUGCAGACAUUAUCUACGGCGAUGCGUUCGAUCAGUUGGGUUUGACGGAGAACGACUUGAUGCCAUACAUUGGGACUCUGGUAGGUUUUUCAGGAGAGCAGGUCUGGGUACGUGGCUACCUGGAUUUAGACACGGUUUUUGGUGUUGAUGAAGAUGCCAAGCUUCUGCGUGUAAGGUAUUUGGUAUUGCAGGUCGUGGCAUCAUACAAUGUCAUUAUUGGACGGAACACGCUCAACCGUCUUUGCGCGGUGAUUUCGACGGCUCACCUGGCGGUGAAGUAUCCUCUAAUCUGCGAGAAAGGUGGGAAAAAUAGCGGUUGA
Messenger RNA from Lotus japonicus, 681 nucleotides. RefSeq lists its product as uncharacterized. The record is from RefSeq and is a predicted model, not a curated record. NCBI's taxonomy places the organism in Eukaryota, Viridiplantae, Streptophyta, Magnoliopsida, Fabales, Fabaceae. The transcript has a single exon. The coding region runs from base 1 to 681 and encodes 226 amino acids.